Molecule: messenger RNA, 2106 nt
Organism: Fusarium musae
Lineage: Eukaryota; Fungi; Ascomycota; Sordariomycetes; Hypocreales; Nectriaceae
Exons: 2
Coding region: 1-2106 (701 amino acids)
Source: RefSeq, a predicted model, not a curated record
AUGGCGUCUAGCUUGUUUGAGAAAGCGAAAUUCAAGACCAGAAAGUUAUUGCGGCCCCCUCCCCAAGAAUCCUCCUCGGAGAUGAGCAGACUCUAUCGCCCCCUAGAUGAGAAUAGUGACGAAAUUCGACUUCUCACGCUCCUACCAAAGUCACGCAAGACCGGCGUCCCUCAUUGCACCCUAGAGACCUACUCUCUCAAAGCAUUCACCCCACAAUACCUCCACUUCCUAUCUACCUCAGGAGUCGCCAACUUAGAAAAGCGGAGGACUACGUCGCAGUGGAUACGAAGCCGAAUCGCUCCUGAGCUCGCAGGUUUAGCGCCUCUCAACCGAAUACACUCUACGCAACCGCCAUCAAGCCAAUACCGCUUCCAGUGGGGCGACUAUGCUGCUCUCUCCUAUGUCUGGGGAGAUGAGCAUGACAAUUGUAUUAUCGUCCUCAACGAACAGCCUAGGCGAGUGACUUCCAAUCUUGCCAAGGCUCUCUCAGCAUUUCUUCAAGAUGGAGAGUUUGAAGAUGGCUUCAAGCUUUGGGUCGAUGCCAUCUGUAUCAACCAGCAAGACUUGGGCGAGCGUGCGCGACAGUUGCGUAGGAUGCGAGACAUUUAUGGUUCUGCAUGGGCCGUGAUUGCGUGGCUGGGAGAGGCGAGCUUCCGGAGCAGCUCGGCUAUCCAGCUUGUUCGCGACCUCUCCGCUCUCGGCGAAACUGACUGUGGCAGCCAGAUUGAAGCCUGCUUGCGGAGUGAUCCCGACUACCUUGGAAAUGGCUGCUGGUUGGCAAUGCAUGAUUUGAUGAAGCGUCCGUACUGGUACCGCCUCUGGAUCAUCCAAGAGAUAAUUAUGGGCGCUUCGGCAACAUGGAUCCGAUGCGGGACUGUUUCUAUAGACUGGACGUCCUUCUGUGCCGGAAUCUCCUUCCUCGAGGAGAAUCUGUGGCUCGUCAAAGAUGAACUACUCAUAAAGGAGCGUCUCGCAGCGACAUCAGAGAAUGGCCCAGCUUGGUCUGUCAUGGGCAUCCAUCUCGUCUAUCAAGACCUCUCGCCCUUGAGUGACCGUGAAGAAAAUGGUGGACAGUACCCCAGCUUUGGAAGGCUCCUUGAUAUUUCCAAUACUGCGGAAUGCUCAGAUCCCAGGGACAAGGUAUAUGCACUUGUCGGGUUGAUGUCUGUUGCUGUGGCUGAUAGCCUGCAGCCCGAUUACACCCUUCCCGUGCGCCAUGUCUAUGCCGCUACAGCUAGAACCUUCAUCCAAGUUGAAGAUAAUUUGGAACCUAUUCGCGAGGGUAAUCCUUGGGGACCGUCCAACGCUCCGUCGUGGGCUGCCGACUGGUUGUGGAAAGGCCGGCUUAGAUCGUCGCGGACUGAGAAUCAGCUAUGGGGUCCGACGCGGUUCUUUCCGCGACUUGGGCCCAAUGAUUCGUCUCAUAUAACUUACUGUGCUAGUGGAGGCACUAGGCACGAUGCUUCGUUCUCCAGCGAUGGAUCCUUACUCACGUGUAGUGGGUUUAUCGUCGAUAGCAUUUCUGGACUUUCCGCUAGAGGGAGGGGCUAUUUCUACUGGGAUAAAAACACCAUUGUUCAGCCUGUCCAAUGGAACAGCGUCUAUGGCGACUUCAAUGCGACUGCUGCGGCCUUUUACCGUACUCUUGUGUUGGACAGAGUUGCUGGGGGAGGGAAGGCCACUGCUCGUCACGCUGCCAUCCUCCAUCUACCUCGCACAUUCAGACGAGGCGCGCAAGAAUUCACAAAGCGGGGAUGGGGCUGGCUGGCUGGACAGGCAGGGUACUACUUCCGAUGGGAGGAAUUCCGUUCCAUGAACGCUGGCUUUCAAUUAGGCUGCCACCGACUCGACGACUUCUUCCAUGACGAAAUUCCCCCGGAUGCAUCUGAAUUGGACUACAGCGAAGUGUAUUCGUGUUUUGACAGGGCCUCCCAGAAGCGAAGGUUCAUGACGACUACAAAUGGUUACAUUGGCUGGGCUCCUGAUAACAUCUUCGGUAAGGAUAGUGAACAGACUAGACCGGGCGACAUGGUCGCUGUGCUGUUGGGCUGCAGCACCCCAGUUGUCAUCCGUCGGUCAUUGGCGAGGCAUAUGUCCAAGGGUUGA